UCACGAUGUGGUUUUCUUUCUGGCGAUCCAGAAAUCGUUUCUCCUUGGAAGAGCUCCGAUAUCUAACAGAUCAGCUGCAGAAGGUUCAAAUUGUGAAUGAAGUUAACAAGGAUUUUGUAAUUGAAGCAUUGAGAUCAAUUGCGGAACUAGUGACAUAUGGUGAUCAGCAUGAUCCAUCAUUUUUUGAAUUCUUCAUGGAGAAACAGAUAAUGGGUGAAUUUGCACGCAUAUUGAGGAUUAGUAGACCAGCAAAAGUUGCACUUCAGUUGCUACAGACGAUGAGCAUUAUGAUCCAGAAUUUAAGAAGUGAACAUGCAAUUUACUAUAUUUUCAGUAAUGAACACAUUAACGUCCUCAUAACAUAUUCCUUUGACUUUCAAAAUGAAGAGCUUCUGUCAUACUACAUAUCCUUUCUAAGGGCUAUAAGUGGAAAGCUGAACGAGAAUACAAUCUCAUUGCUCGUGAAGACUCAAAACGAGGAGGUAGUUUCCUUUCCACUCUAUGAUGAGGCCAUACGGUUUGCUUUCCAUGAAGAAACUAUGGUCCGUAUUGCAGUUCGUGCAUUGACCCUUAAUGUCUAUCAUGUUGGAGAUGAAUGUGUUAACAGAUAUGUUUCACAUGGCCCAUUAUCAGAUUAUUUUUCGAAUAUGGUUAAAUAUUUCUGGAAGCAAUGUGUCAACUUGGAUGAAUUGGUUUCUCAAGCGGCUAGGAACCCAGACUCGUCUGAUACAGCCUCCUGCAUUAUUUCUGCUGUGGAUGAAAUUGAGGACAACUUGUACUAUUUUAGUGAUGUUAUAUCAGCUGGGGUUCCUGAUCUUGGAAGAUUAAUAACUGAUAAUAUGCUGCAGCUUUUGGUUUUUCCGCUGCUUCUGCCAUCACUGGAAAAGCGAAGUAGUGGUGCACAAAUAGGCAUCACCACCUCCUUAUAUUUACUUUGCUGUAUCUUACAUAUUUUUAAAACCAAGGAUUUGGCAAGUUCUAUUGCUGCCACACUUUUCUACCCACCAGAGGUUUUUGUUACAAAAUUUGAAUCGCCGCCCAAUGGUUAUGUCCCUGAGCAUAGAGUCUCUAAAGAACUCCAGCAGCAUGAUCCUUAUUCUCUUGGUGCUCAACAAAAUACAGAAGACUCAGGAGUUUCUAUGCUAGAUUCUUCUGGUUCUGCUCAGUAUUUUUUGCCAAAUCAUUGUCCCUCACAAAAUAUUUGUGGUUCGCAAUGUACCUUGAGGGAGGUAUUGCUAUCAUAUUUCACUGGUGGAAAUGACUUACAAGUUUUGGGUUCUUUGAGUUUACUAGCGACCUUGCUGCAAACAAAAGAACUAGAUGAAUCACUUCUAGAUGGACUUGGAAUUCUUCCUCAAAGAAAGAAACAUAAGAAGCUCUUGCUACAAGCUUUAGUAGGUGAGGACUCGGGUGAGGAGCAGCUCUUUUCUUCAGAGUACAAUAUGAUGAAAGAUAGCAUCAGUACUGAACUUGAUAGAUACCUGCACAAACUUGUGGAUCAGUUUGGGCUAUUGAAUCAUCAUGCAGAAUGGAGGAUUAACUCUCAACUACACAGAUCUCAGGUGCUCGAUGCAUUAGUCAGUCUUUUCUGCAGGUCUGAUGUAUCUGCAGAUAUACUAUGGACUGGUGGUUGGCUUUUACGGCAGCUACUUCCGCACGGGGAGGAAGAAUUCACCUCUCUUCAUCUUAAACGACUAAGGGAUUCACACAAGUACUCCACUGCUAGCCUUUUGUCAGAAACUAAAGGAACGUGGUGCGAUCUGCUGAUAACUGUCCUUAAAGAUGAAUGGAAGAAUUGCAAGAGAGCAAUUGAGGCUUCGUUACUGCCAAAAAACCCGAAAUCCAUACUUCUGCCAUCCAAAGCAUUCUCUUGUGGAGGUGAAUCCUCUUUUGCUGCUGGUGAAAGAAUGUGUGAGAUGGUCAAGGUUUUUGUACUUCAUCGCCAGCUUCUAGUUUUGUCAUUUGGAGGAACUUUAGCUGACCUAUCCCCUGUACAUUCUCCUGUAUCUUCCCAAGCAAAAACUGCUGGGUUGGAUGUUCUAGUACCAAAACCUGGCCACGAAAUUAACUUAGUCAAUGCAGUACCAUGUAGAAUAGCAUUUGAGAGAGGGAAAGAACGCCACCUCUGCUUUUUAGUGCUUUUAAUGGGAACAUCUGGGUGGAUUCUCCUUGCAGAAGAAUUACCACUUAAGCAGCAAUGUGGAAUUGUUCGUGUCACAGCACCCUUGGCCGGCUCAAAUCCCAGAGUAGAUGAAAAGCAUUCAAAGUGGUUGCAUUUAUGCAUUCGCCCAUCGACUUUACCCUUUUUGGACCCUGCAAAGUAUGAUGCCUUCAGUAAAGGGAAGGCAAAGAUUUUAGUUGAUGGGAGAUGGACACUAGCUUUCAGGGAUGAGCAAGCUUGCAAGACAGCUAAGUCUAUGAUAAUAGAAGGGAUAAAUAUGCUACACAGAGAAGUGGAGGAGAGACUGAAGCCAUUGCUUGAACUUGAUAUACCUGGACAUGCCCCAGAUCCUUGUAAUCCUCUGGAGGCGCCUACAGCAGAAGUUGGUUAAUGAUUCUUUAUAGGUGCCAACUGGUGGAAUUGUGAAAUAACAGCAGCUUUUCAGCAUCGGGAGUUGUGUCUGGCAUCAUGUACAAGUACUCACCAACAUCAGUAUAAUGUCGGCGGUGUAGUUCUCCUAAGUCACCAUUUUAACAUACAAAAUGUAGAGUUUGAGCCAUUUGAGUGCAGCUCAAUGUCAUUCUUUGUACAUUAGUUGUAUCAGCUUUCUUGUUCUCCUGUAAUCUAUGUUCUAAUAUUCAUUCUUUAACUGGUCAUAAAGCAAAAAGUUGCGGCAUUCACUC
This is a messenger RNA of Elaeis guineensis (African oil palm), 2844 nucleotides long. Its product is annotated as protein TRANSPARENT TESTA 9. Lineage: Eukaryota; Viridiplantae; Streptophyta; Magnoliopsida; Arecales; Arecaceae. The record is from RefSeq and is a predicted model, not a curated record. Gene Ontology annotation, biological process: vacuolar transport; endosomal transport; regulation of autophagosome maturation. Gene Ontology annotation, cellular component: Golgi apparatus; late endosome.